AUGUUAUCUUCUAUUUUUAUUUAUCUGCUAUUACCUGCUGUAUUUAGCCAGUCGGCUAAAACUGGGGAAACUGUGAGAGCCUUAGCUACCGCGGAGCUUGUCGGCAGCAUUAAAGGAACGCUUAUACUCAAGGAGCGGGAUAGCGAUCUUCUCAUUGAGGGGCAAUUAGAAAACGUACCAUUUGGAAAGCAUGCGAUCCAUGUCCACGAGUUUGGAGCAACAGGGAAUAAAUGUCUUGACGCAGGUGGCCACUAUAAUCCAACCGGCCAAGACCACGGAGGACCCGGGGAUUUAGACCGUCACGUUGGUGACUGGGGCAACUUCGACGUCGAUUCAGAUCCUUAUUCUCUCAGGUUUACAGAUCAUGUCGCUAAACUGGACGGGGUUCAUAGCAUAAUAGGUAGAACGAUUGUGAUCCAUGAAGGCAUUGAUGAUCUUGGUAGAGGAGGUAACCCAGCUUCGAGAGCUAAUGGUAACGCAGGCGCGCGUCUUGCCUGUGGUAUGUGCCUAAAUUUUCAUCAGUUAAUUUUCUUUCUCAAGAUUUGUGGACUUUAA
Penicillium manginii is the source of this 555-nucleotide messenger RNA. RefSeq lists its product as uncharacterized. The transcript has 4 exons. Gene Ontology annotation, biological process: removal of superoxide radicals. Bases 1 to 555 code for a protein of 184 amino acids. NCBI's taxonomy places the organism in Eukaryota, Fungi, Ascomycota, Eurotiomycetes, Eurotiales, Aspergillaceae. The record is from RefSeq and is a predicted model, not a curated record. Gene Ontology annotation, molecular function: superoxide dismutase activity; copper ion binding.